This is a messenger RNA of Abrus precatorius (Indian licorice), 2212 nucleotides long. RefSeq names its product allene oxide synthase 1, chloroplastic. Gene Ontology annotation, cellular component: chloroplast envelope; chloroplast thylakoid membrane. Gene Ontology annotation, biological process: jasmonic acid biosynthetic process; sterol metabolic process. The coding region runs from base 307 to 1872 and encodes 521 amino acids. NCBI's taxonomy places the organism in Eukaryota, Viridiplantae, Streptophyta, Magnoliopsida, Fabales, Fabaceae. The transcript has a single exon. The record is from RefSeq and is a predicted model, not a curated record. Gene Ontology annotation, molecular function: monooxygenase activity; iron ion binding; oxidoreductase activity, acting on paired donors, with incorporation or reduction of molecular oxygen.
CGGAGCACCGCCGGAAAGGGAAGCAAUUAAUGCACAAAAUUCACGAUUCGUCCAAGUCCUAGUAGUCUCCAUUUUUCGGGUCAAUAAAAAGACCGCGCUCUUCAAUGGUCAGCACCCACAUAUUCUGCCAUUCAAUUUCUCUCUAUAAAUAACAACACUCCUUCCCCUCAUUGCAUCAUCAAAGUACCCACUCACCAACCAGCAGCACGAAAGAGCCAAGAAAUACCCACUUCUCUUGAUCUCUCUAAUUCUUUCUAAUUUCUCCAACAAAGCAGAAAACUCACCAAAUCUUCAUUCGCUCUAAAAAUGGCAUCUUCCACGCUGUCCUCUCCAAUCUUUCGUCUAGAAUUUCCCUCUACCAGAAAACCCUCUCCAUCACUCUCCCUUCCCCCAGUCAGAGCCUCCGUCUCCGAAAAACCCUCCCUCUCCGUACCGGCAGUGUCGGUGACAGCGCCGGAGCCCAGCAAGCUGCCGAUCCGCAAAAUCCCCGGUGAUUGCGGGUUUCCGGUCAUCGGUCCUUUCAUGGACCGUCAAGACUAUUUCUACAAGCAAGGCCGCGACGAGUACUUCAAAUCCCGAAUCCAGAAGUACCACUCGACGGUGUUCCGCACCAACAUGCCACCUGGACCCUUCAUUGCUCUAAACCCAAACGUCGUCGUUUUGCUGGACGGCAAGAGCUUCCCCGUUCUCUUCGACGUGACCAAGGUUGAAAAGAAAGACGUCUUCACCGGAACCUUCAUGCCUUCCACCGAACUAACCGGUGGCUACAGGGUCCUCUCCUACCUCGACCCUUCAGAACCCAAACACGCGCUUCUCAAGCGUUUGAUGUUCUUCCUCCUCAAGUCCCGUCGCGACCACGUGAUUCCCGAGUUCCACGCCAGCUACACCCAACUCUUCCAAACCCUUGAGAACGACCUCGCCGCCAAGGGCAAAGCCAGCUUCGGCGACGCCAACGACCAAGCCGCGUUUAACUUCCUGGCUCGCUCUCUCUUCGGCUCAAACCCCACCGACUCCAAGCUCGGCCUCGACGGCCCAAAACUGGUUCAGAAAUGGGUUCUGUUUCAACUCGGCCCAAUUCUCCGAUUGGGAUUCCCCCAGUUCAUCGAGGAGUCCACGAUCCGCUUGUUCCGUCUCCCUUCGGCUCUCAUAAAAAAAGACUACCAGCGCCUCUACGAAUUCUUCUACGAGUCUUCGGGCUUCGUCCUCGACGAAGCCGAGCGAUUAGGUGUUUCGCGUGACGAGGCUUGCCACAACCUCUUAUUCGCCACGUGCUUUAAUUCCUUCGGGGGAAUGAAGAUCUUUUUCCCCAACGUGAUUAAAUGGAUCGGGCGCGCCGGAGUAAAGCUCCACGCGCAGCUCGCGAGUGAGAUCAGGUCCGCGGUGAGAGCCGCCGGUGGUGAGGUCACCAUGGCGGCGAUGGAGCAGAUGCCGCUGAUGAAGUCGGUGGUGUACGAAGCGUUCAGGAUCGACCCUCCGGUGCCGUUGCAGUUCGGGAGGGCAAAGAGGGACAUGGUUAUUGAGAGCCACGAACACGCGUUUCAGGUGAAAGAAGGGGAAAUGCUGUUUGGGUACCAACCUUUUGCAACGAAGGAUCCUAAGAUCUUCGAGAGGGCCGAGGAAUUUGUCGGGGACAGGUUCGUGGGCGAGGAAGGGGAGAAGCUCCUGAAGCAUGUGCUGUGGUCGAAUGGGCCUGAAACUGAGUCUCCAACAGUAGGGAACAAGCAAUGCGCUGGGAAGGAUUUUGUUAUGUUGGUUUCUCGGCUUCUCAUUGUGGAACUGUUUCUGCGUUACGAUUCGUUUGAGAUUCAAGUGGGAUCUUCGCCCUUGGGUUCUAACGUUACCCUCACCUCGCUAAAGAGAUCAAGCUUUUAGUUUUUUUUUUUUUUUUUUUUGGAUCAGUUAGGACAGUUAUAUAUAUUAUUGUUUAUACUAUUACCUGUGAUUUUGGGAGCUGGACUUUAAUUAGUGUGGUCUAGGAGGUAGCUUUUUGGUGGGGGCAUCAUGCACUCCACUGAAGUAGUGGAAGCUACUUGGAGUCUAGGAUGCAAUGCUGGUGUUGCUACCAUUCAUAAUGUGCUCUCCCUCAUUCAACAGUGAUGAAGAUAAUGUUGGGUGGGGCUCUCCCUGCCCUGUGUUGAUGGGACUUUGAACAAAUUGUAUUAUACGGAAUUAUUUUCUAAAAUAUCUUUUGUGGAAUAGCAUGCUAUUAUUA